Molecule: messenger RNA, 1311 nt
Organism: Melanotaenia boesemani (Boeseman's rainbowfish)
Lineage: Eukaryota; Metazoa; Chordata; Actinopteri; Atheriniformes; Melanotaeniidae
Exons: 8
Coding region: 1-957 (318 amino acids)
Source: RefSeq, a predicted model, not a curated record
AUGAGGCAGAAGAGCGAGCAGCUUGACAGGCGGAGCACCUGUGCUUGGCUGUCAGACAGUCCAUGCGUGACUGUGCUGCCAUCUCUGGGGGGGAACAACGACUCUGUGACAAAGGUUCCCUGGCGCUGCUCUAGGGAGCCCAAAUGUCGAGGCAGAGGAGGAAUGGAAGAAAGCUAUGAGACAUUUGAGGAGGAGUUAUGGCCACCAAGUGCAGAACCUCCUCCAGAGAAGCCUGUUCGACAGAUCCGCAGAUCAGAAAUGCACGCUUCAAGGACAGUCAUGGAGGAAGGGAUUUCAGUUCAACAGCAACCGAGAUCUGAACACAAGACUUUACCUAGAGAGCCCAGCUUUGCCAAAACCCCAUCCUUGCGCAAAUCCUUCUCCAUCCAGAACCUGACUCAGAUAGAAACACCAUGGGAGAAUGUUACCCUCAAUCGUUGUCUCUUCGUGGCCAUUACCAUUUUGGUGCUCACCUCAGGUUGUCAGAGGCUUCAUGAAGCCUUUUGUGGUGAGGGAAAAGAGAAGGAAGAAGAAGCUGCACUAACAAGACGUUCAGGAAUAUUACGACACAGAGGCCAGCUGCCAGAGCCAGAGACAUCACUGUGGGAAGUCAUGUUUUCUUGGCUGCCUAACCUUGAUGAUGAAGAUGAUGAUGAGGAUGACGAUGAAAAGAUCAAGAAAGGGAAAUCAAAGAGAAAAGUGACAACACGAGAACUGAGAGGUCUCAGAAACAGGCGGCUACCAGACAAAAAAAUCUUAAAGCAAAAAGAUGAGAAGUUAAAGGACAAGAGGGCCAGAAAAGCCGGGGACGAAGAAGUCAAAGACAAGAAAGGCAGAGUGGAAAAAGAAGACCCCGAGGAGGCUGAAGAUGAGAAGGAUGAAGAAGACGAGCAGAUGGCUCCCAAGAAAAUUAAGUUGGAAGAAAAGAAAGACAAGAAAAAGAUUAAAAAAGGUUGAUUGUGGCAGAUGUUACAGAAAUGUAUUUUGUACAAAAAAUACUAGACAAACUGCAGAACAGGCUCAGCAUCAGCAGUUCGUGUUACAGCUUAGUGUUGCUCUCCUGGAUGGGUGUGGUUUUUAUUUUAAAAACAUGUGAUCGGUUGGUUAAAUUUGGUUUGUUACUUGUAAUAAACGCAGUCAAGUUUGGUUAAACGAUGACAGUACAGUAUGUAGCAAGACAUUAUGAAAAAACAAAAAACCUAACAAUAAGUAAUUAAAAAUAUGUAUAUUUGGCCAAAACUGGAGUUAUGUUGUCUACAAGUUGCUUCAGACAUAAGUUAUAAGGUUACUUCUCAGUAAAUUCAAUCUUUU